AUGAACGUCGCUGACCAUGCCCAGGUAAACUCGCAUGACGAUGAUGUUGAUUCUCCUAUCUCUUCCGACCAUCCUCACGGCAUUCCAUCUUCACCUCCUCCCUCUUUCCGAUCUCGCACAUCCUCCCCGACAUCACGCCGCCUAUUAGCCCAAGAAUCUCUUUCCAAUGAAGCCGAUCAAGAUCUGGCAGACACUUUCGACGACGGAGAAGGUUCAGAUGCAGAGAACGAUGGUGAUGAUAGACAGAGGUUGAUGAGGGCGGAUCCGGCGACUGCGAGACAAGACGGCGCCCCAGCUGCUACAUCUGACCCCGAUACUCGCCAGGCACCUGCGGUCGAGCGGAGAGUGACAGAACUACCGGCCUUCAGACCUAUGCCGCCAUCUCUUAGACCGAUGGAUGGUGUGUUCGCGAACCUGUCUGCUAAACCCGAGCGCGGUGACCAGGUUGAUGAAAAGCCUCCGUCUUAUGAACAGGCGGCCGCCGAUGCAACCCCUCCCUACUGGGAGACAACGAUCCUCGCCCCCGGCAUGUCUUCCGAUGAAGUCUACGUCGAUGGCCUUCCCGUCGGUUCGUUGUUCUCUUUCGUAUGGAAUGCCAUGAUCUCCAUGUCGUUCCAACUCGUCGGAUUCCUUCUCACAUAUCUCCUCCACACCACCCACGCGGCCAAACACGGUAGCCGAGCUGGCCUGGGCUUGACUUUGGUUCAAUAUGGCUUCUACAUGAGCGGGUCCAGUGAUGCGAACCAAGAUACCGGCAAUCCAGGACAGUUUUCGAGUUCGUCGCCACCGGACCCAAAUAGCCACAACUUCGAUCCCGGUAGUGUAGACGGCUCGGACAACAAGUCACAAGGCGGAGUGGGCGGUCUCACAAGCUCCGAUUGGAUCUCUUACAUUUUGAUGAUUGUUGGCUGGUUCAUUCUCAUACGGGCAGUUUCGGACUUUAUGCGUGCGAGGCGGCAUGAGCAAUUGGUAUUACAGAGCCCAAACCGCGGACUCCCUGUGCCAGUUGUUGCGGAGGGAGAAACGCCAGAGCAGGCAGCAUAA
Capronia coronata CBS 617.96 is the source of this 1044-nucleotide messenger RNA. RefSeq lists its product as uncharacterized. The coding region runs from base 1 to 1044 and encodes 347 amino acids. The transcript has 2 exons. The record is from RefSeq and is a predicted model, not a curated record. Gene Ontology annotation, biological process: vacuolar transport; metal ion transport; positive regulation of protein ubiquitination. Gene Ontology annotation, cellular component: endoplasmic reticulum; perinuclear region of cytoplasm; Golgi apparatus. NCBI's taxonomy places the organism in Eukaryota, Fungi, Ascomycota, Eurotiomycetes, Chaetothyriales, Herpotrichiellaceae.